AUGGAACGGGACUCAUCUCGUAACUACUCGUUGGCAUCCAAGUCCUGGCGAGAUCUCUGUAUCCCCGUCCUUUUUCGGGGACUGAAACCCAUCAACGUCAUCUCAAUAGCCCAAUUGCAAGCAUGCAACAGCUUGCUAACCAAUUCUCCCCGUCUACGCCCUCACGUUUGCAAAGUUACCUUCAUAUGUCCUCAAUUUCCGGCCUGUGAGCUCAAAGGCGGCUCAACUCUUUUCGCCGCCAUCUCUUCCGUACUCCCACAAUCAUCCAUCACAAAGCUUCACCUCAGACAGGAUAUUCUCGACCUCCUGUCUGUCCUCAAGGCGGGCCCUAGCGUGCUUCGCUCCCUGGCACUACAGGAGCUCACCUUUGAUGAUGAACUCACCAAGGACGGUGUCGCUACGAAGACCAGCAGGCAACCCGUCUCUAUGACUACUCUGGAAGAAGUGGUGCCCGUCGAACACGCAAUCAAAAAGUUCACCUUUUCGUCCAAGAUCAAGCAUAUUGAGAUCUUGCUCUCAUCCUCCGGCAUGCUUUUCGAUGGCACAUACAAGAAGCUAAACCUGCUUGAAGAGUAUGUUCUUUACCUUCACCGGAGCGGAUCUCUUGAGCGGCUUACGAUUACGGUUGAGUUCGACGUCGACUCUCUGAGCCCUGAAUUCGUCUCCCUAUUCUGA
This is a messenger RNA of Pleurotus ostreatus (oyster mushroom), 675 nucleotides long. RefSeq lists its product as uncharacterized. The record is from RefSeq and is a predicted model, not a curated record. The coding region runs from base 1 to 675 and encodes 224 amino acids. The transcript is spliced from 3 exons. Lineage: Eukaryota; Fungi; Basidiomycota; Agaricomycetes; Agaricales; Pleurotaceae.